Helianthus annuus (common sunflower) is the source of this 1203-nucleotide messenger RNA. RefSeq names its product histone deacetylase HDT1. The transcript is spliced from 10 exons. The record is from RefSeq and is a predicted model, not a curated record. Lineage: Eukaryota; Viridiplantae; Streptophyta; Magnoliopsida; Asterales; Asteraceae. Bases 128 to 973 code for a protein of 281 amino acids.
ACACCUCCAUCCCGCUCUCUCUUUAUAAUAACACUCUUUUCUUCCAAAACCCUAACGUUUUUUUUCCACUCAAACAAACACACCCCUCUGCCGCUAACAUUCUCUCUCGAAUCUUCCUUCUGCAACAAUGGAGUUUUGGGGUGUGGAGGUUAAAAGUGGUCAGCCACUCAAGGUAAACCUUGGCGAAGGAAAAGUUCUGCAUCUUUCACAGGCUUGUCUUGGAGAAAUCAAGAAUACUAAAUCAAGUGACUCUGUUUGCUUAUACGUCAACGUUGACGGCAAAAAACUUGUUCUUGGAACACUUAAUUCCGAGAAGUUGCCGCAACAACUGUUCGAUUUGGUGUUCGACAAAGACUUUCAGAUUUCUCACAACUGGAAAAACGGCAGUGUGUUCUUUUACGGAUACAAAGCUGACCAACCUAUUGAUGGGCCAUCUGAUGAUGAAGAUAUUGAUUCUGACGAGGAAGAAGAUGCUCUUGAACUUCCAGUUCCUAAUGGCAAGCAGGAUGCUAAGAAAGAAGAGAACACAGUGGCGGCUAACAAGAAAGAUAAUAAACAAAAGGUAAAGAUCGUGGAACCCGAAAAAGACGAUUCCGACUCCGAUGAAGAUGAUUCGAUGUCUGGAGAUUCAGAUGAGGAUGAUGAGGACUCUGACAGCGAAGACGAUAGUGAUGAGGCGGAAGAGACUCCACAGAAGCCACAAUCUGGAAAGAAGAGAUCGAAUGAGUCUGCUAUCAAAACCCCUGCAAACGAGAAAAAGGCAAAAUUGGUCACCCCUCAGAAAACAGAUGGUAAGAAAGGGGGAGUGCAUGUAGCAACACCUCAUCCUUCAAAGCAGGGUAAGACUCCAGCAAACAAAUCGAAUGAAAGCCCGGCUUCUGCUUCUGGUGGUGCGUUUUCUUGCAAGCCUUGCAACAGGAACUUUAAAACAGAUAUGGCUCUUCAAUCUCACAACCAGGCGAAACACAAGUAGAAGUGUGAAACUGGUUGUUGGCUGGAUGAUGGAUGAAAUAGUUGAUGUUUCUUCAAGAAUGAGUGUGGCUAUUGGCUAGUAGUUUUAAUUAAGUAGUUUUUUUUUUCCUUCAUAUUUUGUUUUGGAAUUGUUGUGGAUUUUGAAAGGCAAUUGUGCUACCAUCACAAGUUGGAUUUCUGUGCUAAUUUUGUUUUUAUCCGCAACAUCUGUUGCUUGAUUUUGGGUCUUGA